GCCGCGACCGUUGAACAGUGUAGUACACAUACGAUCGUGCGCGUUAUUUAUCGUCGCAUUUCGUACGAGUGAUUUUUUGUCACCGUAAGUUUUGUUUGGGACGUGUUCUGCCGGUGAAACGAAUCAGGGAUCACCAACAUGGCCAGUAACAGGGCAGCCAAGUCAGGAUUCGCUGCGGAAGCGCAAAGAAAGAUCAACAGUAAAUACAGCGAGGAACUGGCACAGGAAUGUUUGGAAUGGAUCAAAACGAUCACCGGCGAAAAUAUAAACACCAACGGGGACAUGGACAACUUCUAUGAGACGCUGAAGGACGGAGUCCUUCUUUGCAAGCUGGUGAACGAUAUCAAGGAUGGAUCGGUGAAGAAAAUUAACAAGAUCAAUCUAGCAUUUAAAUGCAUGGAAAAUAUCAACGCCUUUCUAGAAGCUGCGAGAGCGUUAGGUGUACCGGCACAGGAAACUUUCCAGACUGUUGAUCUGUGGGAGAGACAAAAUCUGAAUUCGGUUGUAACUUGUUUACAAUCCCUCGGUAGAAAGGCGGGCAAUUAUGGUAAACCAAGUAUCGGACCAAAAGAAGCGGACAAAAAUGUGCGCAACUUCACCGAGGAACAGUUGAGGGCUGGACAGGGUGUGAUUAGCUUACAAUACGGUAGCAAUAAGGGUGCUAAUCAGAGUGGUAUUAAUUUCGGGAACACUAGACAUAUGUAAACUUGUUCAUCAGAAAUAAUUCAGUUUCACUCAUUGCUCGUAUUUACUUUAAUCUUAACGAUGAACUAGACUUAUGGAGAAAAUUUUGUUGUACAACAAUUCUUCUCGUUGUGGUCCAACUUGAUUCUAAACGGUGCACAAAACGCAUCCUCCGAAAUGUUAGAGGAUAAACCAAGAUGACUUUAUAUUGCAUUUAAGGUAGAGAUAGUACUGUACGUUGUCAAAUUUUUAUACCUUUUUCGGAUAAUUGAGCAGUUUGUGCUCAGACAAAUGAAAUUCAAACGUACACCUUAGACAACAAUACACACGUCGUUGAUGUAUUGUGAAAUUGUUGAAAAUAUUGAUUCAUACUUUAACAAGAGAACAAUUUAUUUACAAGUAUAUAAAAACAAAGGUAUAUUGUUGUGUCACUGGUAUCGCAUCUGGUAACGUGGCUACAUAUUUGUUAAAUAUUACAAAUAGAUUAUAAAGCAGAGUUACUCGA
Megachile rotundata (alfalfa leafcutting bee) is the source of this 1189-nucleotide messenger RNA. It is a transcript of the gene Chd64, whose product is annotated as transgelin calponin-3. Gene Ontology annotation, biological process: actin filament organization. NCBI's taxonomy places the organism in Eukaryota, Metazoa, Arthropoda, Insecta, Hymenoptera, Megachilidae. Gene Ontology annotation, molecular function: actin filament binding. The record is from RefSeq and is a predicted model, not a curated record. Gene Ontology annotation, cellular component: actin cytoskeleton.